Molecule: messenger RNA, 2442 nt
Organism: Dracunculus medinensis (Guinea worm)
Lineage: Eukaryota; Metazoa; Nematoda; Chromadorea; Rhabditida; Dracunculidae
Source: the annotation of a GenBank genome assembly
AUGUUGUGGUCCAUGCUUACAUUGCCUGUUAUAACUGUAGCGAUACAAUUUUCGCCGUUUCAUUUCCCCGAGGAAUAUAAGUGUACCAGUUUCCUUACCAAUCAAAUCAGUGAUGAGACUUUAGAAUAUUUUUAUUCAGUUGUAAAUUCAUUCAUUCGAUUAUUCUCAAAACCAUUUCCACAUCAAGAUGUAUUAAAUAAACGAGCUCUUGAAGGUGAUUUAGAAGAAAUCAAGCAAUCCUUUAUUAAUAAAUAUCCAAAGUGGAUUGAAUUCGAACAGUGGUGGAUAAUUAUCUCGAUUUUUAUCAUAUUUUUUUCCGUUAUAUUUACUUUCACAUAUGCUCUUCAUUUUUGUUGUGGUCAUUGUAAGAAGUCAACAAAAAAAGAACAAACAACUGAUAAACGAUUUGACCUCUGCAGGCGAAGGCUGCUAAAUUUUUUUAUUGCAGUCGUACUUCUUGUAAAUAUUUUCUCAGUCGCAAUAUUUGUGAUCAGUAGUCAAUAUGCAGAAUAUGGUGCAGAUGAACUGCCGCGUCGUUUAGGUCAUUGUAUUGAUGACCUUGCUCUUUAUCAAAGAGAAACAAAUUUGAGGAUCCGCAAAUUGUUGGUUGAUGAUUUUCAAACAUUAAAUGCAUCAUUAAUGCAAAAGAUGAACAAAGGUGGUUCCUCGUUAGUUCAACGCAUCAAGAAAAUCACUGGCGCUGAUGCUUUAGAUAUUUUAAUCAGCAUGUCGCAAGGUGCUCGAACAGCUGUAACAGUGGCAAGGAACAUUGAAAAUGAUGUAAAUUCGGUAGAUUUAAAUAAAUUCCGAUUAGAAGUUGUAAAAUUUCGGAAGUCCUCGUCUGAAGAACUUCUGGAAUGCGUGCGCAAUGAAAUCGAUCCAAGCAAAUACCUUUGUCAAAAAAUGGAAAAAAUAUUGAGCGAUAUGGACCGAUUUCCUAUUUUAUUCAAAGGAGAUUUGAUAGCUCAACAGACCAUUGAAGGACUGAGAAAAAUUAUCAAUUUAAAUAUUUCUGAUAUAUUUGCCGAUUUCUUAAAGAAAUUUCUCGAGGUUGAGGACGAUCUUCAAUUGAAAAUCAAUCAAAAAAAAUAUUCUAUUCAAAAUAAAUUAAAGACAAUCGAAGACGAUCUAUUUCUUAUCGCUGAAACAAUUUCAUCUCAUAUUCGACAAAUAGAUUUCGAUAUAUUUUAUAAAUUUCUUCGUAUACAUAGCAAUGCAAAAGAUAUUUAUAAAAAUUACGUUAAUCAUAGUGGUAUUUGGAUGUCAAUAAUCUUACUAAUUGCGCUUUCAACAAUAGCGGCAGUUUUGCUUCUUGUUGGAUCGAAUAUUUAUUCAUUCAUUUGUCAUCCAUUAGAAAAUCCAUUUUCGAGACCAGAUAUACUUUCUUUAAAUGAGCGAUUCAUCGAAAUUUGGCGGUCAAAGCGUAUUGAAAAUGAUUUAUCACCAUUCAUUGACCAAAAAACGCUGGCAGAUGUAAUUCGUGCAUGCGAUCGCAAUGAGACUCUUUAUAAUAUCUAUGGACUGGAUAAAAAAUAUCAUUUGUAUGACCUCCGGCGACACGAAAAAGGAUCCUAUGAACAGUUGGAGGACUAUUUGAGAUUUAGUCCAACCGACAUAUAUAUAGAUAGGCCACUCGAAUUUUUCAUCUCGUCUGAGCAGAUUAAAUUGCUUCAACGUAUCAAUGGAACCUAUGUUCCACUACUUAAUGUUGAAACUAUAGAAGAAAUGAGAAACGAAAUGGAAAAUUUCAAUGUGAAUAGUCAAAUUAACGCGAUAAUGGCCGAACGUGGUAAAAAAACAACGGUUGUAGCAACAAUUGUGGAAAAACUAAAUCUUCUUGAAACGAAUAGUAUUGAACCUUUCCGUCGUCGUAUUGAUGCGUUAUAUAAGAAUAUAAAUUUUCUUAAUGAUCUCCUUACAAACAUGUCAACCUCUGUGCCAACCUCAGAUCUGACGGUCAGAUUGCAACACGCCCAAGCACUGUUAUCAUCUGAUAUCGAUGAACAUUUUAGAAGAGCACUUGACGAUUUUGCUGCUGAGAUGACAGCUGAUGUUGGUCAAUAUAUUGAGCAUGUCAAGCAAGAAGUAUCAACUAGCGUAACAAGUUGUGUACCCCUAAGAAAAAUCGUAAGAGGAGCUCGGGCAGCUUUUUGCUACCAGACAAUUAGUCCUUUUAAUGGUGUUUGGGCAUCAAUGCUAAUAAACCUUUUUUGCAUUGUGACAAUUAUAUUAAUGGCAACAUCAGUGAUUCGAUUAUACAGCAAAAUACAUCCUUUUCCUAAAUACGUUAUACAAGAACCAAGUAUUGAUGGUCAAAUUUCAGCAUUUGCAACGGACAUGUAUCGUGUUAGAGAAAAUCCGAAACCAUAUGGCGCAAGCAACUACUGUAAUUAUUCAGUGUGUAGAGGUUUGCCUCCGCCUUAUCCUCGAAUUAAAAGUUAG